AUGCUCCUCCGAAUUGCCGCCAUUUGCCUCUUGACCUCAACGAUUUCAGUCGUUUGUCGACAUUUCCACAAACAUCAUCACCAGAAACACUCGAAGAGACACGUGACCUUUGAUGAACCUUCUGAAGAGACUUUGGAGAGAAUCGAGAAAACUUUGCCGACACAAAUCGAGUGCUGGAAGUCUGAGCCGUCAGAGGAAGCUGAAGGCAACCUCUGCGUGUUGACCGAUGAUCAAAACAGUGACGAGUUUUUCGCCGCUUGUAUGUCGAUCGUGAACGUGACUAGCGGCUGUUGGAUACACCAAUCGAUCAGUCUCCAAAACUGCAAACCCGAUUGCGUGGUGAGGAAAGGUUUUCCAGCGCCUUUUUGCUGCUGUACAACCGACAAUUGCAAUCAUCCAAGCCGAAUAGUUUACGAGGAU
Molecule: messenger RNA, 420 nt
Organism: Mesorhabditis belari
Lineage: Eukaryota; Metazoa; Nematoda; Chromadorea; Rhabditida; Rhabditidae
Source: the annotation of a GenBank genome assembly